AAGUGAAGUAUAGUAUACUAUAGUAUAAAGUAUUGUACAGUUUAUAGAAGAUUAUAUGUGCGACAUAUGAUAAUGCUACAGGUAUUUAAAUAACCAGGUAGAAGGAAAGCUGUAUUUUGAAGUAAAGUAUACAGAUGUCUAAAGGGGAUACAAGACACUUUCCCCAAUCUUUAGUUACUAUGGCGUUAUCAUUUAGAGAUUUUAGAGACAGAAUUGAAGUCGUUGUUUCUAAAAACGACCUGAAAGCUGUUGAGGACAUUAUAAACAAUCCAAUAUCAUUGAAUGAUUACGAAAGCCAGUGUUAUUAUUAUUGCAGAGUUAAUCAUUGUGUUGAGGCUCUAAAAAAGAAAGACAUCGCUCUUCUGAAGCUGCUUCUACCACUGAGGUACAUCAUCAUCGAUGGUAAAUUAGACGAACUCAUCAGCAUCAAGUUAAUAAGCACGGCAAUCAAAUCAGAUUUUGCGGAGGGUGUGGAAUUUCUACAUUCCCAGGGAUUAAUUCUGGAAGUUGGGAAACCGGUAACCAAAUGUUGCUCUACUUACUACAAUUAUAACAAGAUGCACGAAAGUUGGAGUGCUCUGGUGGAGAGUGUAGAAGAUGGGAGCUGCAACGUGUUGAGAUAUUGUCUCUCGGUCCCGAAUCUCGACAAGGAUCCCGAUCCCGAUCUGACUCUGAUAAUGAGGGCGUGUCAGGGAGACAACAUACGGGUUCUAAAUAUCUUAUUAGAUAGCGAAUUAAAACAAACGGUGAAUCGACAAACGAGUAUGACAUACCAUACUGCUUUACAUAUGUGCAUACAAGGGGAAGCAACCACUGAUAAACAGGCCUUUAUAAAAGCUUUGGUUGAAGCAGGAGCACACGUGAAUGCACCUUCAGUAAAUCCAUCUUUGAUUCCUAUGUUUAUGGCGGUUGAAGCAGGUUUGACCAAAAGUCUGAUUUUCCUCGUGGAAAACGGUGCUGAUAUAAAUGUAACUGAUAAAGAAGGAAAUGGGGUGCUUCAUUAUCUGGCGGAAAAUCUCAACAACACAGACCACAUCGAGCAGUGUGUUGAUAUUUUCAAAGACCACAUCGAUGACCGCAAUCAGCAACAAGAAACGCCUCUACAUCUAGCAGCUCGCAAAGGAAAUUUACUUAUGACUAAAUCUUUAAUAAGUCUCAAAUGUGACAUAAAUAAAAGGGGCGGAAACGAACUAAGGUCGCCAUUAUUAGUCGCAUUAAUGGAAUCAGAGUGUGAGAUCGCUAAAACAUUAAUCUUGGCCGGAUCUGACGUCGGUCUUGCGGAUAAAGAUGGUGUCACGCCCAUAAUGAAAUCAUGUACUCUAAGACAUGUUGGUCUAUUUAAACUUUUGGUUGAACAUGGGGCCGAUAUAAAUGCCACAGACAAUAACGGAAAUGCAAUCUUUGAACAUUGUUUUAGCGAGUCCGCUAUUCCCAGGGUGGAAUCUUCAUGUGCGGAAUUUCUAGACGUCCUGUUGUCGAUAAAACGUAACAUAUUGCUCAACCCGUCCGUGAUUAUAAAAGCCAUUAAGAUGCAAGACGUCCGCGCUUUAAAACUGUUACUACUUCAUUGUUGCGACAUAAAUAAAAUCAGCGAAAAUGGAGAAACCCUCCUGAUAGUAGCGUGUGGCGUUGAUGAUGUACAUGUGGUACAGCUCCUAAUACAAAGCGGAUGUGACGUCAACGGUACAAACUCCCAUGGCGAAACCGCUUUACACAAGGCAGCUGCCAUUCAACGAUUAUUUGGAGCCGAGAAAAUAAGCGAAGUCAUAAAACUUUUACUACAACAUGGAGCUGAUGUAAAUGUAAGGGAUAACAACGGUAAGGCAGUUAUUAUGCUUGUAACUGAGACUGGCAACACAGAUUUAUUCCAUGCAUUUUUAAAAGAAGGCGCGGAUGUUAAUUCACAAGACAAUGAGGGCAAAACGGCAUUGAUGAUUGCAUUAGAAAAGAACCGCGACGCUUUGUCAAGGGCGUUGAUUGAAAACAUGGCGAAUGUGAAUUUGUUUGAUAAGAGUGGCAGAACAGCUUUAAUGAUUGCAGCAGAGAAAAACAACAAAUCUCUUAUUGAAGAGUUGAUCACUGCUGGGGCUGAUGUUAAUUCUGUUGACAAUAACGGAAGAUCGGCUUUGCACUAUAUUGCGAUUAAGGGUACAAAUCGUUCAUGGAUCAACUGUUUCAAAUUACUCUUAAUGCACGGAAGUAACGCAUCCCUGGACGUUCCAAGACAAAAUGGAGAAAAAAUACUUUAUAAUCUUCUGGCGGUUGAUGAAGUGGAUUUAAAUUGGUUUAUGUUAAUUGAGAAUUGUAGUUUGAAGGUUCUACCGGUCCGAUCCUCAAAUUCUUAUUUACAAUACCACACUGAGCCUCUUAAUCUGGCUAAAAUAUUAUACCAGAGUGGCUGUAAUGCAGUAAUCGCUGGAUUCACCCUGAUCUUAGAUCCCAAUGGCGGUAAAGAAUUAUCAAAUCAGUUUUCUCUGUUUCGAAGAGAUAUGAGUUUGAAGUCAAUCUGUAGACGCCAAAUAAGGUUGUGUAUAGGAGCCGGUCUGGGAUUUAAAUUAUCCCUGACUAGCCUGUCUUGUCCCCUUAAAGAAUUUGUUCUCAUGAAAGAUGUAAUUGAUGAAGGGUACUUCAAACUGAAAUUAAAGGAGAGCGAUGACAAGUCCCUUACCUUCAGUAAUUUCCUAUCUGACUUUAAUUUCAACAAACCACUCAACUUGGACAAUCCCUUUGCUUUUAAGUUCAAGUAAGAGUCUUGAUAAUCUUAUCCCUAACCCUGAAACGUCAUUGGUUCAAAGCCUUGAUUUUCGAUUAUCACGUCAGAAUUGGGAUCGAGGGCUUUAUAUAUCAAACGAAUACAUGUAUACAGAUAGCAAUGUGGGGCUGCUUCUCCCUUUGAUUUGAUUAUGACAAGACAGCCAAUGUUUUAACCCCAUGUUCUUUAAAGUGACUUUGUAAUGUACAAGAACUUUCCUUUUAUGUUUUUACCUUUUCGUAUUACUCCUUCAUAAGUAAUGACUUGGGGACAUAGAUUUGUUUUACUUGACAAUUACUUGAAUCACUAACCCAGGCAGUGGUGUGCAAAGGUUUGCGGCUCAAUCCUUGAUUGUAUGCCUCCAACACUCAAGUAUAUUAUUGAAAAUUUAGAACGGAAGAACUCCAUGUCAGUGGUGCAGGAUCGAGGGCCUGGCAAGGACAACGUAUAGUAGUUCAGAUGGGACGAAAAACUGAGAUUUCGUGUACACAUUGGAAUGCGCGUAAAAGAUCCCUUGACAGUUGGAAUUCGAUAUUUAUAGUCUUUAGAUGCCUAAAUAGUUGAGACUAAUAAAAGCUAUAUUUAGAUUUAAGUCACUGUAUUUAUAUAUAGUGAGGGAAUAGAUAUUUGGUAACUGUAUGAAUAGUAAGUUGACGGAUUCUUUCUAUAUAUGUUUUAUAAUAAUAUUGCUAUCAGCCAUAUAGUAUUUUUAAUUUUAUAAUUUAAUAGAAACCCAUGUCUUGUUAUUUAGCAUACUAUUAGUGAGUUUAUAUCCCUAUUAUAUAAUCUAUUUUUUUGAAAAUGUACCAUAAUACAUUGUCUAAUAUUAUUGAGUAUUAUUAUCUCCCUUUACUUAAAGAGCUGAAUUUGAAUGUAUAGCAUGCAAUUAUAAUUUAUAUGCAUAUCCUAUGACUUAUUUAACGUAAUUGAAAUAUACUUUUGUAUGUCAGUUAAAUAAUGUUGGAUUUAUAUUGUUGACAAUGUAUACUUUGUUUACUUAAGGCACGUAUAGUUCAUAAUUUUGCAUGAGCUGUGGGAAUGAAUUCUCAGAAUCGAUGCUAUCCUGUCGAGACGGCCAGGCGAACGUGUUCUCCCGCACUAGUAGCCUUAGUCAGUUGUUCUCACUGGGAUAUCCGUCUCCACCUAAACUUAUAGUUCUUGAGAAAUUCUCUUUGAGCGCACGGUCGUUAGAUGCUUGCAUCUAAUGAAAGAUACAGUCUUUAACUGCUUGUAGUUAAUGAAUAGUAUAACUUUAAGCUAUUACACAGGACAGAUCACAGAACAACUUGAACUGGGACAGUUCGCCUCUUUAUAAAUAGUGUAAGAGUUUUCCCAGUCCAUUAAAACU
Messenger RNA from Patella vulgata (common limpet), 4100 nucleotides. Its product is annotated as putative ankyrin repeat protein RF_0381. Lineage: Eukaryota; Metazoa; Mollusca; Gastropoda; Patellidae. The record is from RefSeq and is a predicted model, not a curated record. The coding region runs from base 135 to 2747 and encodes 870 amino acids. Gene Ontology annotation, molecular function: protein binding. The transcript is spliced from 2 exons.